AUGAAGCCCGUCGUAUCUGUGCUAAACGCCUGGUCCUGCGUGGUCAUCUCUCUUUUUGCCAUCGUCAUCCUCUCCGUCCUCGGAUCACUCUUCAAGGCUGAACACCACGGCUUUACCGGUUCAGAAGGCGAACCGGAGGACGGUGGAGCUGUCGCUGCCUCGAUAUUUACAGCUGUGUUUGUCUACAUUGGAUUUUUCGUUUUCUGUGCCUUCCAGGCGUACCUGCAUAUUCGAGCCAGCCGAGGUGGAGCUAUAUCUCUGAAUUAG
Molecule: messenger RNA, 267 nt
Organism: Aspergillus calidoustus
Lineage: Eukaryota; Fungi; Ascomycota; Eurotiomycetes; Eurotiales; Aspergillaceae
Source: the annotation of a GenBank genome assembly